AUGGACGGCAGCGCGGGCUGCCAGGCGGGCCCCGCCCCGCCCCGCGGCAGCGGCGAGCCCCCGGAGCCGCCGGCCAUGGACACGGAGGAAGGGCCCGCGCUGCGGCCCGGCGGCCCCGGGCGGCCGGAGGGGCCCGCCUUCCUCAGCCCGCGCCCCGGGCACGACCUGUCCGGCCCCGAGGGUCAGCCCGGCCCGGGCCCCGCUACAGACCCGACCGCCCGGGCGGGGGCGCGAACUGAGCUGUGCGGGGACCCGGGGAGCGCGGUGGAGCCGGAGGCGGUGCCGCGGGGCGGCGCUGGCUGGAAACCCGGCGGCAGGAGCGGCCCCGCGGAACCGGGACAGCCCCGAGCGCCCAGCGACGCGGCGCGCAUGGAGCUGGAUGAGGCCCCCGAGGGCAGCGCCCGCCCGGGCAGGGCCCCGUGGGCCGAGGACGCGGAGGAUGAACCCUCAGAGCUCCAGGGCCUGCUGGCCCAGCUCCAGACCCUCGACCCCAGCCUCUGCGACCGCCCGCCCAGCGCGCCGGGCCCGCUGCCCCCCGGCAGCUCCGGCAGCGCCCGGGUGGGCGCGCAGCCCCGGCGGAGCCCCGGGCAGUGCCGGGGCCGGUGCCAGCCCUGCCCGCUGCACGUGGCCACGGGCCGGGGCCUGCAGACGCGGCCGUGCUGUGCCCGGCGCUCCGCCUGCGCCCGGCCCUGCCACGGGCUGCUCUUCGCCGAGGCCGAGCGGGAGGACUUGCUGAGCCUCCUGCGCUACGAGGGCGGGCUGCCGGAGCCCAGCGCCGAGACGCCCUUGGCCCGCUCUGACGUCCUGGCCGGGACCAACCUGGAGCUGCUGCGGGCUCAGGAGGAGCUGGCCGCUGCGGAGAAGCCUGAAGGGCUGGGGAGGCCAGAGAGCUCAGAGGAAGGACCUCCCGGUGACUGGUAUUACGGAGAGGGGCUCGGCGAGGUCGACUCCACCUGCAAGGGCGAUCGGGACGGUUCCCCGGAGCCAGCCUGGGCGGCCCUGCCUCCCGCUGCGGCCCCACGGGCAGAGCAGCCACCCCAAGGCGGCGUGACCGUGAGUGCAUCGCACAGGGGCUGCGGCAGCGAGCCAGGACGUGCCACUUGGAACAGGGAACCCCCAUCCUCCUGCCCAGCCUUCAAAGAGGUUCCAGGCCCUUGUGACCCGGAGGAUCUGCUGGACGGUGUGGUUUUUGGGGCAAAGUACCUGGGUUCCACACAACUGGUCUCGGAGAGGAACCCCCCAACCAGCGUCCGCAUGGCGCAGGCCCAGGAGGCGGUGGACAGGAUCAAGGCACCGGAGGGGGAGUCCCAGCCCAUGACCGAGGUGGAUCUGUUUGUCUCCACGCAGAGGAUCAAGGUGCUCACGGCCGACACGCAGGAGGCCAUGAUGGAUCACUCCCUCCAGACCAUCUCCUACAUCGCUGACAUCGGCUCCCUCGUAGUGCUCAUGGCACGCCGGAAACUGCCUCGGCGGUCGGAGGUGACGGAGGAAAAGCGGCUCUACAAGAUGAUCUGCCACGUCUUCCACUCAGCUGAUGCCCAGAUCAUUGCUCAGGCCAUCGGGCAGGCGUUCGGCGUGGCCUACCAGCGCUUCCUGGAGGCAAACAGCAUCGACCCGAGCCAGCUGAGCCCGCGCCAGUACAGCCAUGCCCUUGAGGACCAGGAGCAAUACAACGCAGAGCUGAACCACUUCUCCCGGCAGGAGAACUGCAAGGACGUUUGCAUCCGGAAGCAGAAGGGGGAGAUCCUGGGCAUCGCCAUCGUGGAGUCGGGCUGGGGCUCCAUCCUGCCCACCGUGGUCAUCGCCAACCUGAUGCACGGGGGCCCUGCGGAGAGGUCGGGUGAGCUGAGCAUCGGGGACCGCCUCAUGUCCGUCAACGGGACGAGCCUGGUGGGGCUGCCCCUCCACACCUGCCAGAGCAUCAUCCGGGAACUGAAGCACCAGCCGGAGGUGACACUGAACAUCGUGCACUGUUCCCCCGUCACCACGGCUGUCAUCCGGCGCCCCGACUCCAAGUACCAGCUGGGCUUCUGUGUUGAGAACGGUGUGAUCUGCAGCCUGAUGCGCGGGGGCAUCGCGGAGAGAGGCGGCAUCCGUGUGGGGCACCGCAUCAUUGAGAUCAACGGGCAGAGCGUGGUGGCAACGCCCCACGAGAAGAUCAUCCAGAUCCUCACGCAGGCGGUCAGCGAGGUCCACAUCAAGACCAUGCCGGCCUCCACGUACCGCUUGCUGACCGGGCAGGAGCAGCCCCUCUUCCUGUGAGCCGCCGGCUGCCACCGCACGUGCCGGGGCCAGGCAGGAGCGAGCCAGGGCUGUGCGGGCAGGACCGGCUCUGCCCCCGCCCCAGCGCCCUCAUCCAUCCCUCUGCCUGCGCCUCUUGGGUUUUACUCAGGACACAGCGGGGGUCUGAUCACCAGCCUGAGCAGGGUCAGCGCUGGCCGUGCCAACAUUUGGGCACCUUGUUCCCUCCCUGCCUCCCAGUGCCUGUCCCGCUGCUUCACAGCAUCCCUCACCUUGGCCUGUGCAGGAGGAGAGCGGACCCUGCGUGGCAGGUCACCAUCCAGUCCCCACACACAGUGCUCUUAGCUCACCGACAGUGCCUUUACCCAGGUGGGGGUGGUGCCGGCAGCCCCAGCCUCUGCACACCUGCAUGUGGGCGCACGCUGACACCCCGAGGGGGAGCCUGCGGGGCCCCGACUCAGCCCUCAGGGCACCUGCUCCUUCUCCCUGGCUUUGCCAGGGCUGCAAACAAAAUCCCCAUUAGACCUGUUGCACCGAGCUGGGAAACUACCUCUGCUGUUCCGUCGUGCUGCUUUUGACCGCUCUGCACACGCAGACCAGCACCAGCUCCCAGCCCUCAGCCCCACCCAGGGGACGCGGUGCUGCCCGGUCCCGUGUCCGAGGACCAGCCCCUGGUGCUGUGUUUUUCAUGAGUGGGUGUCUGGUUCCUUGUGGCUGAGGCAGCACUGACCUUUCUGUGCCUGCGUGCUUGGUUGAUGUAAAAAUAAACAUUUGAGGGAGUGUGGAA
This is a messenger RNA of Columba livia (rock pigeon), 3028 nucleotides long. RefSeq names its product amyloid beta precursor protein binding family A member 3 (gene APBA3). Gene Ontology annotation, cellular component: plasma membrane; dendritic spine; cytoplasm. Gene Ontology annotation, biological process: chemical synaptic transmission. Gene Ontology annotation, molecular function: protein binding; amyloid-beta binding. The record is from RefSeq and is a predicted model, not a curated record. The coding region runs from base 1 to 2262 and encodes 753 amino acids. The transcript has 10 exons. NCBI's taxonomy places the organism in Eukaryota, Metazoa, Chordata, Aves, Columbiformes, Columbidae.